Molecule: messenger RNA, 372 nt
Organism: Cetraspora pellucida
Lineage: Eukaryota; Fungi; Glomeromycota; Glomeromycetes; Diversisporales; Gigasporaceae
Source: the annotation of a GenBank genome assembly
AUGGCAACAAAAACCAACUCAGAACUUUUUCCACAGUCUCCUAAUUGUUGCCGUUCUUUACCAAAUCAUGAUGAAAAAUCUUGUAGAAUUUGUGUAAAAAUGCGGAAGAUUUAUGAGAAAAGAAGGAAUAAUAGGCAUCAGGCGUCUACAAAAAAGAUUGUCGAGAAAAAACUAGCGAAAGAAGUCGGCAAUUUGGCUGAAAAAACAGAAAAAUUAGCCAAAAAAGUAAAAAAACAAGGACAGAAAAUAGAUAAGCAAGGCAAACAGAUUGAUGGGUUAGGAAAAAAAAUCGCAAAAGAUAAGAAAAAAGAUCGAGUUCAAAAAAAAUAUCAAUCACUUUUUCCCGAAAUUAAGCAAAAAGCCGAAGAAUGA